AUGUCUGAUACUUUUCUUUCUACCUCUUCAUUUACAAAUGAGGAUUAUGAUACAUAUAUUAUAGAUCAAACAGAAGAUGAGUCAUAUAUUUCUAAUGAUAUUGAACAAUCUUUAGAAUAUGAAGAUUCUGAAACUCCUAACAAAAGAAAGUCUAGUGGAAAAAUGCAAAGUUUUGUUUGGAAAUUUUUUGAUUUUUAUUAUGCACCAGCAUCUGAUGGAACUUUCACAAUCAAACACGUAAAAUAUUCUCAUCAUGUAACAAAAUUAAGCUUGAAUCAACAAACAGCUGAAGAAAUUAUGAAAAAUACUCAAACAACAAUUAUUGAAUAUUUACAACAACCACAUGGUCAAAAACAACAACAUUAUUUAGCACAAUAUCUUUUAAAACUAAUUUUCGCCUAUACGCUUCCUCUUUCAAUUGUCAACAAUACUGAAUUCAGGAAAUUUUGUCAUGUUCUUGAUUCUAGAUUUCAAGUUCCUGGUGUUGACGCUCUCAAAAUGAUGACUUUUAAUGUGCAUGAUUGGACUGUUAAUCUUAUUAAAAGUAAAAUUACUGAAACUGCAAAAUACGUCGCACUUACUUUGGAUAUUUGGUCAUCUCGUGCUCAUGAUGCUUAUCUUGGUAUUACUUGUCAUUGGAUUACACCAGAAUUUACAUUAUAUGAAGUUGUUCUUGAUAUAAUUGAUUUUCCAGAAGCUCAUACUGCAACAGAAAUCAUCACCAAACUCGAAUUACAAUUUACAAAGUUCAAUUUAACUCAAGAAAAUAUUGUAAGUAUUACUAGUAAUAAUAGAAGUAAUGUAAAAGCAGCCAUAUCACAAUUACAAAUUACAAAUAUUUUUUGUGCUGCUCAUACAUUACAACUCAGUUUACAACCUUCAAUUAAUCAUCUUUGUAGUACUCUUCAAAAUCAUGUUUCAAGUGUUGUUCAACGAGAAGGUAAAAUAUUAAGAAGAAAUCUGCUUUCUGCUAAAGAAUUUAGUACAUGUGCUGAACUUGUUAAUAUUUUGGAUCCAUUUGAUGAUGUUACUGAAAUGUUAAGUGGCUCGAAAUAUCCAACUUUAGGUGUUGUAACACCAGCAAUUAAGGAGCUUGAGCGACGACUUAGUGCAUAUGAAACUGAAAAUGAAAUAAUUCUUGAAAUAAAAAAUACCAUUCUUGAAAAUCUUAAUCAACGGUGGGGUACUCCUUCUGAUCUUGGAUUGUAUGGAUCUUUUUUUGAUCCUCGUUUUAAAAAAUUACUCUUUGUUUCUAAUUAUGUUGAACUUUUAGAACCAGUUCCUCUUUCUAUACUAUCUGUUUCCCAUCCUGCUUCAACAUUAACUGAACCUACUAAUAACAAAAAGUCAAAAAUGCUUUCAUUCUUCCAUUCAUCUGCUGAGGAAAAUGAAAAUGAAUCAAAUGAGUUUGACCGUUAUCUGGAUCAGCCACAAUUACUAGCAACUGAAGAAAAUAAUCCACUUGAUUGGUGA
Molecule: messenger RNA, 1473 nt
Organism: Ambispora gerdemannii
Lineage: Eukaryota; Fungi; Glomeromycota; Glomeromycetes; Archaeosporales; Ambisporaceae
Source: the annotation of a GenBank genome assembly